AAGCACUCCGUCUGUUUUCUUCUUUCUUAUUAAAAGGAGGGGUUUUCUAUUGCAGUGCGGUGAAGUGCAGUGUUGAGGAAGAAAUAAGAUUAAUGGAUCCGAAGCUAACAGAGGUUUCUCAGCUCUUUGAGCGCUUCAAGGCCGCGUUUCUCAGGAAAGACUACGAUACCUGCUCCAAUCUACUUUCCCAGCUAAAGGUUAAACUGACAGAGUUCAGAAGCCUUCCUCCCUUGUUUGAAGAUACACCUAAUGCUGUUCGUGAAUUAACAAUAGCAAGGGACAUAUAUGAGCAUGCUGUUGUCCUUAGUGUUAAAAUUGAGGAUCAAGAUGCCUUUGAGAGGGAUUUCUUCCAGUUGAAACCAUAUUAUACAGAUGCCUGCAAUAAACUCCCACCAUCUCCUCAAGAGUAUCCAAUAUUAGGUCUCAACCUUUUGAGACUACUUGUGCAGAAUAGAAUAGCUGAAUUCCAUACUGAGUUGGAAUUGCUUUCAUCUGCUGCUUUAGAAAAUCCUUGCAUUAAGCAUGCUGUGGAGUUGGAGCAAUCUUUCAUGGAAGGGGCAUACAAUCGUGUCUUGAGUGCUAGGCAGACAGUUCCCCAUGAUACAUAUGUUUAUUUCAUGGAUCUUUUGGCUAAGACUGUGAGAGAUGAAAUAGCGGGAUGCAGUGAGAAGGCAUAUGAUUAUCUCUCCAUGAAUGAUGCUAAGCAAAUGUUGAUGUUCACCUCAGACAAAGAACUCUCGGAAUACAUUAAAGAGGACCAUCCUGAGUGGGAGAUUAAGAAUAGUUGUGUCUUUUUCCAAAAGGCAAAAGAGUCCGCACCUUGCAAAGAAAUUCCCUCCCUUCAACUCAUCAACCAGACUCUCAGCUAUGCUAGGGAAUUGGAGAGGAUUGUGUGAAAUGAAAUGGCAGUGGCUUUUGUUUUUCCAAGAUUUCCGAUACUGUCUUUUGAAGCUAUUUAUCAUUAUAAUUCAAUGCAAAACUAUUAAAUUGAUCAUGUCUGUAUUUUCGUCAUCUAGGUGAUUGAAUUGUUUAUCAAGGUAUCAUUUUUUCCAAUUAUAUUGUGCUCUGGGUAAGGAUGAAGGAAAAAUUAUGUCCCAAUUCCGAGCUCAACUAAGGGGACACAUCCAACUAUCCGAGUUACGGAGAUGUGACUGUUUAGGAGCUCCUUGUAAUCCUUUGACAUUGGAAAAUCUUUAAAAUUUGGCAUA
Messenger RNA from Arachis stenosperma, 1208 nucleotides. RefSeq names its product 26S proteasome non-ATPase regulatory subunit 8 homolog A. Gene Ontology annotation, biological process: proteasome-mediated ubiquitin-dependent protein catabolic process. Gene Ontology annotation, cellular component: proteasome regulatory particle; nucleus; cytosol. NCBI's taxonomy places the organism in Eukaryota, Viridiplantae, Streptophyta, Magnoliopsida, Fabales, Fabaceae. Bases 93 to 896 code for a protein of 267 amino acids. The transcript is spliced from 6 exons. The record is from RefSeq and is a predicted model, not a curated record.